GUUUAUUUCUAGAUAUGGGUAGCCUACUUUGCAUAUUACCAUGUCUUUUCUUUGUAGUUGCUGCUGAUCCAUACGAUGAUCCUAAUACUUUACCUAACAAGCAAGUGAUAGUGCAACUGUUCGAAUGGAAAUGGAAAGACAUAGCUGCGGAGUGUGAGAACUUCUUAAGAUACUACGGCUACGGCGCCGUCCAGACUUCACCACCUAAUGAGCAUAUCACCUUGACUCAAAAUAAUGAUAUGCCGUGGUGGAUUAGAUAUCAGCCUGUUAGCUACAAACUCCAGUCACGUAGCGGAACCGAGGAAGAGUUUGUGGAUAUGGUCAAUAGAUGUAACAAUGUCGGUGUGAGAAUUAUCGCUGAUGCCGUCAUAAACCACAUGACAGGAGCAGAUCAGAAAAAGGGAGUAAGUGGUCGAGACAGCAGCGCUGGCUCAGAUUUUGACGCAACACAAGGGAGCUUUCCUGGAGUUCCAUACUCGUCGUCAGAUUUCCACGAUUGUGCUAACGACAUAACAUCUGAAGACCUCAAAAGCAAUGCCCAAAACGUAAGAAUUGUUCAAGGACCAGUAGGACCAUGA
Cylicocyclus nassatus is the source of this 578-nucleotide messenger RNA. NCBI's taxonomy places the organism in Eukaryota, Metazoa, Nematoda, Chromadorea, Rhabditida, Strongylidae. The record is from the annotation of a GenBank genome assembly.